Cinara cedri is the source of this 651-nucleotide messenger RNA. The record is from the annotation of a GenBank genome assembly. NCBI's taxonomy places the organism in Eukaryota, Metazoa, Arthropoda, Insecta, Hemiptera, Aphididae.
CAUGAGCAACGGAUAAACGUAAAAUUGUCUCGUUUAACUAAAAAAAAACUCCAACUGAGUGCUAUAAGUUGUUAAAAGAGGCCUAUAGUGAGGAUUUCCUAUCUCGGGCGCAUGUUUUUGAGUGGCAUAAAUUAUUUUCUGAAGGUCGAGAGUGCACCGGAAUCCAAUUCAGUCGUAAUCCAAAUUCAAAACCAUGCUGAUCGUUUUCUUCGAUAUCAACGACAUCGUGAUGACUUAAUGGGUUCCAGAGGGUCAAACUGUGAACCAAAAUUACUAUUUGACAGUUUUGGCAACAUUGCGCGAAUGAGUUCGUAAGAAACGGUCGAUAUUGUGGAAAAACAAGUCGUGGAUCUUGCACCAGGAUAACGCACCUGCCCAUAACGCGCUGUCUGUGAAGCGUUAUUUGGCCGUUUAAGGCACUCCAGUACUCGAACACGCGUCUUACUCACCCGAGUUGGCACCCUGCGACUUUUACUUGUUUCCGAAGAUAAAGUCUGCCUUAAAAGGAAUCCAGUUUUACUCGAUGGAAGAGGUGAAACAAAAAUCGGCGGAACUCCUGAAUGGUCUUACGAAAAUAGACUUCCAGCACUGCCUCGAGCAAUGGAAGAAACGAAUGAAACGGCGUGUGAAGAGGGGAGGAGAGUAUAUUGA